UAACCGCAUACGGGGCUUUGCGGAAGUUGCGAGAGAAACAAUGGAUGUAUGUACCCCAAGUCGUGAUCCCCCACAGCAGCUUCCUGGACGCUUUUCCCCAGCUCUGACCCCACUUUUUCAAUAUGGAUCUCUCCCAAUUCAUUACACGGAAGAUGACCUUUCUGGCAAUUGCAGUAGCAUUGGCUCAAGGAACCGAUGGCAAUUCGCGUCGCUUAAUCAAUGGCGGGUUCAUUCAGCCGGAGCAAUUCAGUCCAAGUGGUCAGAAUGCCAGGAAGAAGACAAAAACGCUGGGCCCUCCCUGCUGGCUGGGCGUUCGCUCUUGCUCAACUCGCAACGACAUCACCAGCUCCAGUCUCCCUCGUUUUUGAACCCUAAGCGUGUUAUCAUUCGUUUCGAGGGGAAUUAGGGGAAAAGCCGAGAACAGCCCAAUCAAGGAUAAAGGCAGAAGAGAAAGGAAGAAGAAAAAAAAAAUGAUCGGAACCACAGUCCUUCUCGCGCUGGUCAGCGCCGCAUCGGCGGCCUCGCUGCCGUGCCGCCAGGUCGACACCCCCGCCGAGGUCAAGUGCCCGAUCGUGUUCGACGGGCGCGUGUCGUCCUCGCUGUCGGCGGCCGACUUCGACAGCUCGAGCACGUCGCCCUUCAACCCGGACUACGUCAAGGGCGAGGGCCUCAAGUGGAGCGAGAUCCUCAAGUUCCCCGCCGACGCCGGCCGCGCGCGCUUCGACGACGACACCAAGAAGGCCUUCGAGGUCACCAUCAGCGACAAGUCCAUCUUCCAGACCCAGAAGGGCUUCCGCCGCGCCGGCCUGCAGUUCAAGGGCGACAGCAACGACGCCAGCCCCGCCGUCAAGGGCGUCAAGACGAUCCACUUCAGCGUCAAGCUUGAUCCACAGAGGCCGCUUAACUUGUCGCAUGAAUACCUGAACGUCUGGCACGAGGCGGCCGACUACUCGGCCAACCAGUUCAACUUCGAGGCGGGCGCCAUUAUUGGCCAGGACAGCCUGGCCAAGGACACAUGGAAGGUGCUGAACCGACAGAACAACCAGGUCUGGUCGACGCCCAUCGAGAAAGACGCCUGGCAGAACUUUGCCAUCACCCUGGACUUCAACAAGAAUACCCUCCAAGUCUACUACUCCAAGGGCUCCGACCCGCUCAAGUCGGUCACCAGCGCCGUGACCAACGACAACUCGGGCGCGGGCCAGUUCCAGAUCGGCAUCCUCAAGAAGCCGACGGGCACCAGCGACGUCGUCAACGCCGGAUACCAGGAGAGCGGCCUCAACGAGGGCCUGAUCUACGGCAGCCUGUUCGUCGAGGACUCGGACAACGCCUGCGUCUCGCUGUGAUGAACCACACGCCAACUCCGCUCCACACUCACAACGGGCACCCAUCUAUCUGUCUAGACCAUCUGGUGUCGGUGUAGAAGGGGAGGUAGGGGUAGGUCCGGUAGUCAAAUAUGUGGUUCCUGUACAUACCUACAUACUUGCGACUUGUUGAUACAGCGCACGUAUAUAACUUCGCUUCUGAAAUCGUUGUUCAUGGAUGGCUGAAAAUACGUUGAAGUAUGUAUACAAUUUGCUUGCUUCUUUACAAGUCAUGAAUAAAAUUGGAGCACCUACUGGCUCAGCCCGCUCUCGCGUGACCUACAUAAGCAGAUAGAUGUCACGGA
This is a messenger RNA of Phialemonium atrogriseum, 1666 nucleotides long. RefSeq lists its product as uncharacterized. Lineage: Eukaryota; Fungi; Ascomycota; Sordariomycetes; Cephalothecales; Cephalothecaceae. The record is from RefSeq and is a predicted model, not a curated record. The coding region runs from base 471 to 1343 and encodes 290 amino acids. The transcript is spliced from 3 exons.